Messenger RNA from Oncorhynchus tshawytscha (Chinook salmon), 1122 nucleotides. RefSeq names its product opsin 8, group member b (gene opn8b). Gene Ontology annotation, biological process: G protein-coupled receptor signaling pathway. The record is from RefSeq and is a predicted model, not a curated record. Gene Ontology annotation, molecular function: G protein-coupled receptor activity. Gene Ontology annotation, cellular component: membrane. The transcript is spliced from 4 exons. The coding region runs from base 1 to 1122 and encodes 373 amino acids. NCBI's taxonomy places the organism in Eukaryota, Metazoa, Chordata, Actinopteri, Salmoniformes, Salmonidae.
AUGAUAAAAAUUGGAACAGAGGAGCUGUGUACAGGCUACUCCUGGAAGGGGAAUAUGGCCUUUAACGAGCUAUCAAUCUAUGAUGCUGUCACAACUAUAUUGUCCAUUGUGGGGAACCUGCUGGUGCUCAUCAUGGCAUUUAAGCACUCAUCUCACAUGAAGCCCCCGGAGCUGCUGAGUGUCAACCUGGCAGUGACAGACCUGGGAGCUGCUGUCGCCAUGUACCCUCUGGCUGUGGCCUCGGCCUGGAACCACCACUGGCUGGGAGGAGACACCACAUGCAUCUACUACGGCCUGGUAGGCUUCUUCUUUGGCACGGCCAGCAUAAUGACCAUGACCGUGAUGGCUGUGGUGCGUUUCGUCGUCUCCCUCAGCCUCCAGUCUCCCAAGGAGAAGAUCAGCCGGAGGAACGUGAAGCUCCUGUGUUUGUGGACGUGGCUCUAUGCCCUGCUGUGGGCCUGCUUCCCUCUCCUGGGCUGGGGCCGGUACGGUCCAGAGCCCUUCGGCCUUUCCUGUACCCUGGCCUGGGGAGAGAUGAAGGAACAAGGCUUCUCCUUCGUCAUCUCAGUCUUCUCCUUCAACUUGCUGGGGCCCUCCUUCAUCAUCCUCUGUUGCUACUUUGGCAUUGCCUUGAAGCUGUACAUUACCUACAAGUCCCUCGACAACAGCAAAAAUAUCCCAAACAUCAUCAAGAUGCACCGCCGCCUUCUCAUAAUAGCAGUCCUGAUCAGCCUGGGCUUCAUCUUAUCAUGGGCUCCAUACGGUUUGGUGAGCCUGGUGUCUGUCGUCAGGGGCAGUGAGUUCAUCCGGCCAGAGGUGACCAUGCUGCCCUGCCUGUUUGCUAAGUCCUCCACUCUUUACAACCCCCUGAUCUACUAUAUCUUCAGCAAGACCUUUAAGCAGGAGGUGAAGCAGCUGUGUGGUAGAUCCAACGCAUGCCACGCUUCCAGAGCCAGGAACAACAUCACGGACAACGCCAUCUACCUGGUGUGUGACGGCAGCCGGACGGAGAAUGAGGAGAAGGUGGUGGCCACGGUGGCUGGGAGGACCACUGAGGAUAAGUUGUCCUCUGGGAAGAGCUGGAAGAUGGAGACCAGGUUAAACUCAUUCGACAGCCAAUAG